AUGGGUUUCCCUUUUAGUACUGGAAUCGAAAAGAGUUGCAGAUUGAUGGCACAACCAGAUGUUACUUUGAUUUCAGAUUUGGAUGUACUUAAAGAUGAUUCGACUAUCAAAGUAAGAGUGAUAAACCUAUGGAACCUCUUUUCAUUCUAUAACAAGGACGAACUUUUCAACAUUGAAUUAAUCUUAAUAGAUGAACAGGGUACUAAGAUUCAAGCAAAUGUAUUAAGAAAAAACAUCUAUCGAUUCAAAAACAUUCUAAAAGAUGGCUUAGCAUUUUACAUAAAAUGUCCAAGCUUUGCAUCUCAAAGGAUGAAUGGUUUUACUUUGACUCGGCAAGAUCAUAAACUUACUUUUCUCCAUAACACUGUUGUUACGGAGUCUCAUGAUUUUUCUGGACCUACAUUUGGUUUUGAGUUUGUUGAUUAUCAGUCUGUUAUCUCAUUGGCCCAUCCUCAAAACAUGGCUAUCGAUGUUAUUGGAUUAGUCGUUGCAAUUGGUGAGAUGGGGCGAGACAAUGAAGAUAUGAAAAAACACAGGCUCAACAUCCAAAUCCAAGAUGCAAAUGGUUUGCAACUCAAUGUCAAUUUGUGGGGUCAUUUUGCUUACAAACUGCAAGACUUUCUUCAUAACAAUCCACACAAUCUUCGUAUGAUUGUUAUCCUUCAAUUUGCAAAACUUAGUAUUUGGAGAGAUCGUCCAACAGUUAACACCUACUUUUCCGUAUCAAAGCUGUUCAUUAACACAGACAUUGAUGAAAUCAAUGCGUUUAAGAAAAGUUUGGAUGGAGAUGAUAGCCCUGAUUCAUCUACAAAUACAUUUACACUUUUGAAGUCUAAUAAAGUUUCUGAACAUGAUGAUUUCAUGGUUAAUUUCCAGUUGAAGACAAUUGUUGAUGUUUCUGAACCCGUGGAGCCUCCUGAUGCAGACGAUCAACCUAAUGUUGAUGAAUUAACUCAUGGUUAUGAAUGUCAUAAUAACGACUGCACAAAAACUGAAACUUCAGUUAUUCCGAGAUUUAUGAUUCCGAUACGUGUCCAAGACAAUACCGGUACACUUACCUUAACCAUGUUUGAAAGGGAUGGAAAAUAUCUUUUGAAGAAAUCAGCCAAGGAUCUGUUUAAAAAAACAUUAAAGGUGCUUGGUUUUAGUACUGCUUUCUAUCCUGGAGAGAUAAAUGCACUGAAAGGGUUGAAAUUGGCGUUUAAAAUAUCAAUCAAAAACUUCAACGUCUCAAAAAAGAACAACCAAUAUAGUAUAUGUAGAGUGAGUGAUGAUGAAAAGUUGAUUGAAGAACUGGAAAAUAAGUUGACCGUUUCACAGGUUGGCAAUUCACAGUCAUUUGAUGUUGCUGAAACAGAUUUUGAAUCACAAGAUACUAGGAGUUUGAAGGAUGCAAUUUCUGGGACAGAUGACAACAUAACACCUUCCACUGUUGAUAAAUAUUCAGCAACAAGUCCCAUGAAGAAUUUGAAUACACCAAAAGUUUUGAAGAGAAAUUUGGAAAAAGUAUUUGAUUUGGAGUUGAAUGAAAACUCAUCAUCUUCAAAAACUCCAAAAAUUUCACCAGAAGGACGCAUUAACCAGGUUGUGAAGGUAAAGUUGGAAAAAAGUGGCUGA
This is a messenger RNA of Lactuca sativa (garden lettuce), 1617 nucleotides long. RefSeq names its product replication factor A protein 1-like. Lineage: Eukaryota; Viridiplantae; Streptophyta; Magnoliopsida; Asterales; Asteraceae. The record is from RefSeq and is a predicted model, not a curated record.